Molecule: messenger RNA, 1743 nt
Organism: Rotaria sp. Silwood2
Lineage: Eukaryota; Metazoa; Rotifera; Eurotatoria; Philodinida; Philodinidae
Source: the annotation of a GenBank genome assembly
AUGGUCGAUGAAAUACAAGGAUCAGUGGAUAUUGUUGUUCAGUUAUUUGACAUGCACGAUGAUGAUGGUUUUGAAGAGCAUGAUCAUCAAAACGAUAAAAAUCCGAGAAAACAAUGUAUUUCCCAUGAUGGGAAAAAAAGAAAAGAAAAGGAUAAAAGAAUUUCUAUCGUUCACGUACCUGAAUAUCGAUUACAUGCACGUCCACUGUAUCUUGUCCAACAGAAGGACAUACGACUUAUUCGAGAGGCAUUCAAACAACAGAAUCGUCUUCUUUUAAAAACUUACAAAUCUCAUGCAAUGUAUUCAUGUACUAGCGAUGAAUUCGAAACAAACAUCUCGAAAUUCUUCACAGAAACCAAUGCAUAUAGUUUGAUCGAAGAACUAAACGAGACAAAUCGUGCUUCUGUCGAAACACAUCUUGAUGGUCUGGUUAACAACGUCAAGACUGCACUUGAUCAUCUAUUGGAAGAACAAUGUAUAAAUUCGAUGCAGCAUCAAGACAUGCAAAUUCAUCGUUCAAAAGUUCGACUCGAUUACUUGUUCUUUUUGCCAGAUACUCGUAAAAACGACGUAUCUGUACAGCCUAUUGUGGUUUCAUCUGCAAGUCCAUUGAUUAACAUAUCUCGAUGGUUACAUCGUCUUUUACAACCUACGUAUGAUCAACUGGCAUCUAGUAUUAGUUUUGCUAAAGGUGCUGAUAUGAUUCUCAGUCUGGAAAAAUAUAAGAAGCAAGGUUUUUUACGAUCGAUGACAUUAUUUGCUACUUUACAUGUUCAACAUAUCUCGUCCAUGUUUGAUCAUGAAGAAGCUGUUCAAGCAUUGGAACAUUUUCUUACGAAUCAUGUAUCAUCAGGGAAUCUCCGAGGCGUAUCAAUUUCAACUAUUGUUCAAUUAGUUCGUUUACUUGUUGAUCAGCAAUGGUUCGUCUAUAAUAAUAAGAUUUACCGUCAAAUUCGUGGUAGUGUUUGUGGUUCACCAUUGAUGUCACUCUUAGUGAAUAUCAUUCUUUUCCAGUGGGAAAAAGAAUUUGUUUCUUCUUUAAAAGAACAACAAGAGAUUUAUGGACGGUACAUUCGAUCUCUUCCAUCUCGAUCAACAUAUCUAUGGAUUGCUAUUUUCUUUUUUGUUGCUAGAUUCCUUGAUGAAAUAUUUUUCACAUGGAAUCGAUCUGCUAAUGAACUUGAAACGUUUAUUCAUAGUAUCAAUAUGAAAAAUUCUUCGAUUCAAGUUCAGUACACGAUCGGAACAGAACUGGAUUAUCUCGAUGCUUCCAUCAGAUAUUUUUCUGAUGAAGACGAUCAAAGUGCAAAUGAAUUAACAACGUACGUAAAUCAUGAAUCGAAGAGUGAACCAUAUACAUUACCUUAUCUGUAUGGUUAUCCAUCUGAUCUGAUGCAUUCAAAAUUAAUUCGAGCAGCAUUGAUUCGUGCUGUACUUUGUUGUUCUGAUGUUUACGAAUUCCAACAAGAACGACAAUAUAUUGAAUUAUCAUUUUCACUCAACCGUUUUCCAGCUAGUUUUAUUCAUGAAUAUGUCGUUGCAUUCUUCUAUGAAUUUUACAUGGAAGAAUUAGAUCAUAUGAUGUUUGAUCGACAUAUCUUCGAUGAAUUGCGUGAGAAUGUUAUAGAAUAUGAACGAAAACGUGUGGAAAAGAAAUUGAAACAAAAACAAGAAGAACAUAAAUCUAACCUUGAAUAUGUUACCGGGAACAUUCCAAUGUUGCACGAUGUUCAAUAUUAUUGA